This is a messenger RNA of Dreissena polymorpha, 2865 nucleotides long. RefSeq lists its product as uncharacterized. The record is from RefSeq and is a predicted model, not a curated record. The transcript has 32 exons. NCBI's taxonomy places the organism in Eukaryota, Metazoa, Mollusca, Bivalvia, Myida, Dreissenidae. Bases 1 to 2865 code for a protein of 954 amino acids.
AUGAACGCGUACUGCAUGAAUAACUGGGACUGCGAGGGAGUCUACGUGUGCAUCUCUAUGAAGUGUUCAUGCCCUUCCAAGACGAUAUACACUGGAUUCGGUUGCCAGAGCGACAGAGAUUCGGGAAUCCAGUGCAGCUCAACCUUGGACUGCAACUAUUAUAACAAUACACAGUGCAUCAUUGAUGAAAACGGAACUUCUACUUGUGCAUGCCCACACGCGUUUCAAAAGUUUGAUACUGCAUCAGGGUGCAGGGAACGAGAAAGGUUUGAUGCCUGCGACAUGGACACAGAUUGCAAGCCGCCAACCACGUGUCAAGAUAUGGGGAGCGGAAGAAUGAUGUGCAUGGACGACAACUACAUGAACAACACAGGCAACUGGACAAAUGGAGGAUUUAACAACACAGGGAACUGGACAAAUGGUGGAUUUAACAAUACAGGAGGAAUGUUCGCGUACUGCAUGAAUAACUGGGACUGCGAGGGAGUCUACGUGUGCAUCUCUAUGAUGUGUUCAUGCCCUUCCAAGACGAUAUACACUGGAUUCGGUUGCCAGAGCGACAGAGAUUCGGGAAUCCAGUGCAGCUCAACCUUGGACUGCAACUAUUAUAACAAUACACAGUGCAUCAUUGAUCGAAACGAAACUUCUACUUGUGCAUGCCCACACGCGUUUCAAAAGUUUGAUACUGCAUCAGGGUGCAGGGAACGAGAAAGGUUUGAUGCCUGCGACAUGGACACAGAUUGCAAGCCGCCAACCACGUGUCAAGAUAUGGGGAGCGGAAAUAUGAUGUGCAUGGACGACAACUACAUGAACAACACAGGCAAUUGGACGACACCCGGACCUAAUAUGACAGGCAAUUGGACGACACCCGGACCAAAUAUGACAGGCGAUUGGACAUACGGAUCAAAUAUGACAGGCUGGACACCCGGACCGAAUAUGACAGGCGAUUGGACGACACCCGGAACAAAUAUGACAGGCAAUUGGACAGACGGAUCAAAUAUGACAGGCUGGACACCCGGACCGAAUAUGACAGGCAAUUGGACGACACCCGGAACAAAUAUGACAGGCAAUUGGACAGACGGAUCAGAUAUGACAGGCUGGACACCCGGACCGACUAUGACAGGCUGGACACCCGGACCGAAUAUGACAGGCAAUUGGACAGACGGAUCAAAUAUGACAGGCUGGACACCCGGACCGACUAUGACAGGUAUACCGGUUCCGAUUUCCCCGGUGGAUGUCGAUCUUGAAUGGACCUACAAACAGCAAACUGAUGGAUCGUACAAGUCGUUUGCAGAAUGCCUGUUUGAAAACAAGAAUGAAACGCAGUACUAUUUUGUGGGAUGGUACGUGGAUGCCGUAUCAACCCCGGUAUACAAGACAGGCAUAUCCAAGGCAAACGUUGCAGGCUUCAACGCUGUAUCCGUGUCCACUCUUAUUGUCGCCUAUCGCGCAACGUCAACGUUAUCUCAAACAUGUGCAAUUAAUCGCAGGUGGAAAUGUGCAGUGACUGUUGUUGAUUCCACCGGAAAGGCUCUUCUUCCUGCAGUAGCCAGCAAACAUGAGGACAUCAUUAAGAUUGAAACCACUUACGUAACUAUGAACCGAGGGGCAAGUGCGGAAAUCCAAUAUUCCGUCAACGUUCCUAUCCUGUGUCAACCCGAUAAACAAUGUGGAAUCAACGUAAAAGUGUAUGAUGAAAGUGACGACUACAAAUGCGAAAACUCGACCGUUGCCGUGCGGCACACAAAAAUGUGCGGAGAUGUCGUUUCGGGUGCCAAUGCUACAACGAAAUUAACAAACAGUUCGACGAAUUCGAUCAAGAUAACCACAAAGAACAACAACUGGUUUGAGCUCAAGGACAACUUUACGCUUACCAUGGAGGUUGAAGGCUUUGGAACAGUAGAUGAAUUUUGGGACAACUGUAAACUUGAUACGAAAGUCAAGGUCCAUGUCGAAGACUACAAAAACUACUGGAUGCAUAACUACUGUUACGCAAAUAACGAUCCCAGAAUUGGAACCUUCGACGGGGCAUACUUCAGCUUGAACAUGGCAGGGAACUAUACGCUGUACAAACACAAAACUCUUCCCAUUCGGGUCGAAAUAGAAACCGAGAUAUGCAAUGGGGUAGGCGCUUGUACAUGCGGUGUGACGGUGAAUGCGGGCAAAGACGUGUUCGCUAUCAACCACUGUGGGGGAUACCACAUGAUCAAGACGAUCCAGAACACAGAGAAGAUCAUGAGUGUUAGGGAACUCCCGGGGUACAUGCAUACUUUCUACCUUCCACAAGGCACCAUGAUUAACGUGGACUACCACGUGGGCGUGUUCUGGAAGACGAUGAACGUUCAGAUCUUCCCGUCUCCUGACGACAUGGACGACACCGAAGGACUUUGUGGUAACUUCAACAAUGAUUGGAAGGACGACUUUACCCACAGGAACGGUACUGUCACCGUGCCAAAGGGAGAAAGGUACUGGGAUUGGUUCUUCUCAUUCGAAGACCCGAACGAUUUCAGCGAGUCAUGGAGAGAGGAAAUUCCGUUAUUAAAAUUGGCCCAAGAUGGUAAUCUUGAUAACGUUCUUAAUCCAUGGGACGAUAAUGCCAAGUACUGCGUGUGCCCACUGGUGGGUGGAUUGCGUCAACCAAUGUGCCACAGGAAGGAAGACAAGACGUGCACAAAGUCAAAGGUCUACGCUGGCAAGGAGAAGGUGAUCAUUGGAGAGACGAAGCGGUCCGUGGAUAGCCAGCACAUGGACGACAUUGCGGAACGAUUGGGGAUGUUGGGUAGAAUGAGGGAGAUGAACAAACUGCAGCGCAAAAAGGUGAACAAUAUUAGAUGUAGAUCGCCCUGUGAAAAAACAGUGCUACGAUGA